This is a messenger RNA of Oenanthe melanoleuca, 1224 nucleotides long. It is a transcript of the gene PQBP1, whose product is annotated as polyglutamine binding protein 1. Gene Ontology annotation, biological process: alternative mRNA splicing, via spliceosome. NCBI's taxonomy places the organism in Eukaryota, Metazoa, Chordata, Aves, Passeriformes, Muscicapidae. Gene Ontology annotation, cellular component: cytoplasm; nuclear body. Bases 244 to 858 code for a protein of 204 amino acids. The record is from RefSeq and is a predicted model, not a curated record. The transcript is spliced from 7 exons. Gene Ontology annotation, molecular function: ribonucleoprotein complex binding; protein binding.
UUCCGGGGAACCGGGACUGAACCGGGACCGUUCUGGGGUAACUGGGAACUUACUGGGGCUACUGGGACUGAACUGGGGUUACUGGGAACUUAUUGGAGUAACCGGGACUGUACUGGAGUUACUGGGACUGUGCUGUGGUAACUGGGACCGACCCAGGUUAAACAGAACCUUACUGGGGUAACUUGGAUCGGCCCAGGGGAUCCGGGACCGACCCGGAGUAACUGGGACUGAACAGGGACCUUAAUGGGCCCGGCCAUGCCACUGCCUGUCGCUCUCCAGUCCCGUCUGGCCAAGCGGGGGCUGCUCAAGCACGUGGAACCCGAGCCCGAGGAGGAGAUCAUUGCUGAGGAUUACGACGAUGCCCAUGUGGAUUAUGAGGCCUCGCGGCUCGAGGGGCUUAUGCCGCCCUGGUACAAAGUGAUCGACCCCACCUGUGGCUUGCCCUACUACUGGAACGUGGAGACCGACCUGGUGUCGUGGCUGUCGCCGAACGACCCCAACUCCGUCAUCACCAAACCCGCCAAGAGAGUCAAGGGGAACCCAGAGCCCGAGGAGCCCCCGGAGAGGAGCCACGAGAAGGAGGAGCCGCGUGAGCGCCGCAGCCACCGGCGCGAGGAGCUGGCGCCGUACCCCAAGGGCAAGAAAGGCAGCCGCAAGGACGAGGAGCUGGACCCCAUGGACCCCAGCGCCUACUCGGAUGCGCCCCGCGGCACCUGGUCCACGGGGCUCCCGAAGCGCAACGAGGCCAAGACGGGCGCGGACACGACGGCGGCUGGGCCUCUGUUCCAGCAGCGGCCGUACCCCAGCCCCGGGGCCGUGCUGCGCGCCAACGCCGAGGCCUCGCGCGGCAAGGACUGAGCGCGGCGGCGCUGACACCCCAAACAGGAACCCCGGAGAUGGGAACCCCCAACAUGCGACAGACACCCCCAAAAACGAGACACUCCCAAAAUGGGACACCUCCAAAAAUGGGACAAACACCCCCAAAAACGGGACACCCCCAAAUGGCCUCCAGGAAUCCCCAAAAAUGGAACAGACACCCCCAAAAACGGGACAGACACCCCAAAAAUGGGACAGCCCCAAAACAGGACAGAUACCCCCAAAAACAGGACAGACACCCCCAAACUGCCUCCAGGACCCCUCAUACCCCAGGGAUCCCCCCAAACCUCACCCGAAACUUCGCCUCCCCCCACCUUUUGUUGCAAUAAAGGGAGCACAGCCCCUGGG